Onychostruthus taczanowskii (white-rumped snowfinch) is the source of this 662-nucleotide messenger RNA. RefSeq names its product low density lipoprotein receptor adapter protein 1-like. The record is from RefSeq and is a predicted model, not a curated record. Bases 32 to 622 code for a protein of 196 amino acids. NCBI's taxonomy places the organism in Eukaryota, Metazoa, Chordata, Aves, Passeriformes, Passeridae. The transcript is spliced from 5 exons.
GAGAUCGGCUCGGCUCGAUCCCGGCUCCGCUAUGGAGGCGCUGCGGGCGGCGGGGCGUGCCGUGCUGCGGAGCCCGCGCCUCGCCCGGCACGGUCUGGGUCUCCGCCGGCGGCGCAAGCUGCCUGAGAGCUGGGCCGAUAUGCAGGAGCCACUGCUUGAGGGGAUGUGCUUCACCCUCAAGUAUCUGGGCAUGACACUGGUAGAAAAACCAAAAGGAGAAGACAUGGCUGCUGCUGCCAUCCGCAGGAUCGUGGCCACGGCACGGGUUGGAGCUCGCAAGUUUCAGAAGGUGAUUCUGACAGUGUCUCCAAGGGGCAUCUCACUGCAGGAUGCAGACACUAAGGAGAUGGUGGAAAACAUCUCCAUCUACAGGAUCUCCUACUGCACGACAGACAAGCUGCAAAACAAAGUCUUUGCUUACGUUGCCCAGAGCCAGGAGAGCGGGGCACUGGAGUGCCAUGCCUUCCUCUCACCCAAGAAGAAGAUUGCCCAGGCUGUGACUCUGACUGUGGCUCAGGCCUUUCAGAUGGCACUGGAUCUCUGGGAAGCGGCACAUGCAGGUAGGAGGGAUUUCUCAGAUGUAUCUCACUGCAUAGUUCUGGAAUCAGUGUCUCUCUGGUGAAACACACCAGGCAGGGAGAAUGUUUUGUCCCUAUAGUUGU